AGGAGCUUGGUGUAAACAUUUUAGUAAUUAAGGAGUUUAUGUAAUUUAAACUUUGGAGUUAAUCUCAGGAAUACAGGACUUUGGUUUAAGUAUAGCGAACAUUUUGUGAGGGACAUUUACACUAUAAAUAUAGAAUGAGUGUUAAGAGUAUAUGCUGUAUAGGGGCGGGAUAUGUGGGCGGUCCUACAUGUAGCGUGAUAGCAUAUAAAUGUCCGGACAUCAAGGUGACAGUGGUUGACCUUAGUAAAGAGAGGAUCUCACAGUGGAAUUCUGAUGUUUUACCUAUAUUUGAGCCUGGUUUAGAUGAUAUAGUAAAGUCAGUGAGGAACAAGAAUUUGUUCUUCUCUACAGAUAUCAACCCGGCCAUCAAUGAUGCUGACUUAAUAUUCAUCUGUGUUAAUACACCUACCAAAAGUUAUGGCCUCGGAAAGGGAAGAGCAGCAGAUCUGAAGUACAUAGAGUCAGCUGCUAGAAUGAUAGCAAAUGUGUCAGCACAGUCUAAAAUUGUUGUAGAGAAAAGUACUGUACCAGUCAAAGCUGCUGAAAGUAUCAGUAAUAUUCUGAGAGCCAAUCAGAAACCUGGAGUCAAAUAUCAGGUUUUGUCCAAUCCAGAAUUUCUGGCUGAGGGGACUGCAGUAAAAGAUCUUCUAAAUCCUGACCGUGUUUUGAUUGGUGGAGAGCAGAAUCAGGAAGGGCAGCAAGCUAUAGCCGCACUAGCUAGUGUGUACAUGCACUGGGUACCUAAAGAUAAUGUCAUCACAAUGAACACAUGGUCAUCAGAACUUUCCAAACUGGCAGCAAAUGCUUUCCUAGCACAGAGAAUCUCCAGUAUAAAUGCUAUGUCAGCAGUAUGUGAGUACACAGGAGCUGAUGUAUCCGAGGUGGCACAUGCCGUCGGUAUGGACUCAAGAAUUGGCAAUAAAUUCCUCAAAGCUAGUGUUGAUCUGCCAGUAGUUGCGAAAGCUAGCAUUGGGUUUGGUGGCAGUUGUUUCCAGAAAGAUGUGUUGAAUCUAGUGUACCUAUGUGAGUGUCUUAAUCUUCCAGAGGUAGCUGUUUACUGGCAACAGGUGAUCAACAUAAACGAAUAUCAGAGAAGGAGAUUCGCCAAUAGAAUAAUAGAAUGUUUGUUUAACACUGUGACCAACAAGAAGAUAGCAAUAUUUGGCUUUGCUUUUAAGAAGGAUACAGGUGAUACCAGAGAGUCAGCUGCCAUAUAUGUAGUGAAAUAUUUACUAGAGGAAGGUGCCCAGAUCAGAAUUUAUGACCCAAAGGUAGAAACUGACCAAGUAUUCAGGGAGUUAACUCAUCCAAGCAUAAGUGACAAUCCAGAGAAAGUGAGAGAUCUUGUGACAGUUUGUGACGACCCAUACAAGGCUGCUGAAGAUACAUAUGCCGUUGUUAUAUGUACAGAGUGGGACGAAUUUAUUCGCUAUGACUACAAGAGACUAUAUGACAACAUGUUAAAACCUGCCUAUGUAUUUGAUGGUCGACUUAUACUGGAUCAUCAAUCGUUAAUGGAUAUUGGCUUCCAUGUAGAAACUAUAGGCAAACGUUUAACUAGGACCAAUGUUCACCGACCAUUUGUAGCUUCCAACUGAUACACACAUAUACCGUCAUAGCACCAUGGGGAUCAAUUUAUUAUUGUUUAAACUUUUCUUGUUUUGAUGAACUUUAUUUAAAGUCUUAUAUUUAUUUUGGCCUUAGGAAUUUUUAUUACAGUAAUUGAGGUUAAACCUGUUGUUAUUUGAUAUUUACUUGAAGCAGUUAUGUAUUGUAUUUGUUUACUGUGAAGGGGUGGUAACUCUGCCAUGCAUUUUCUACCUUGCUUUUAUCAUACUAUCCAGGACUAAGAUAAGUGGAGCAUGCUGCUUCUCAAACAGUUGUUGUUUAUGUUUGUAUAAAAUUACAUUUGUUCAAAUGUGAAAAGGCUGUUUGCUACAUUAUCUGUUAUAAGGCUUCCAUUAGGUUCCAAAAUUUGGAAGUCAGAAACUGCAAAUUGUCUCACAUUGGAAGUCAGAUAAUAUAGGUAAAGAAGGAAAAGGGUUACAUAUUGGAAGUCACAGACAAAAUAAGAAGUAAAUGACUCCCAAACUUCCACUAAUGGAAGCCCUGCUGUUAUAUUGUGUUUAUAUUGUCAUACAGAUACAGUAACCUGGUAAUGACCAAUGUUUAUUACAUGCUUUUCGGUGGUUUAUAGAAAUUUAUCAGUGAAAUAAAAACUGAUAAUUUCACUGUUUUGAAUAUUUGAGCCCGUUACGUUGUUUCAGUGAAAUACAAGCGUUCACAGUACUGGAAACCAACUUAAUGAUGUGACGUCGUAAAUGACGUCGUGUUGUAUUAUUAUUUGGCGCCCUUUUCAUUUAGUACUAGUUUAAAAUGUCUUUUUAAACGUUUCUUUGCAUAUAAUAGAAAGAAAAUUUGUUUAGUUUAAUGUAAGAUCGAAAUAUAUUUCACAUCGUGAACACCAAAAGUUCAUAUUUCACUCGUGACUGCGCCACUCGUGAAAUAUACCUUUUGGUGCUCACUCGGUGAAAUAUAUUCCGAUCUUACAUAGAACUAAACAAAUAUCCUCUAUAUUGUUAUCAUGUCACUUAGAAUACUGAAAAACUUCACACUUCAACAACCUAAGUUUUAUUAUCAUCAUAAACUGCAUAAUUCACAAUUUUGUUAAUAACUGUUGAUUUUAUUACUCAAGUUUCUUGUUUUGAAUAAGAUGGAAAGUUCCAAAAUCAAUACAGCGCAUUAUCUUCCUGACAUAACAGUGUUUAGCUUUAUGUAUAUUUAGAACCAGUAUUUUUCAUUUGAAAUCCAAUUUUGUAAUUUUUUGAUUUUUUGAUGAUAAUCAAAAAUAAUAUUAUUGCAUUUGUUUAUUGUUAGAACUGUAUUAAGUUUGAAUUUUUGUGUUGUUAUGUCCCAUGAAAAAUUUGUAUUACUUCAGGUGUUCUAUCAUUGAUUUAAAUAGGCUUGCUUAUUACAAAAAUGUUUAUUAAUGAAUAAAAAAAAGGACAAAUAAUAAAAAAGGAAAUGAGUUGUCAGUUAAACAGAUGCCAGCUGGAUGUGCAUCUGUACUAACAAAUAGAAAAUAUUGAAAUAUCACACACCCAGUAAAUUUUUGGUACAUUGACUCUGAUUUUUUAAUCCAGGAAAGAAAAUGAUGGUACAUAUAAUUUUCCUAAUUAGUGAACAUUUAAUACUGACAAAAUGUGAUAUAUCUACUAUACUUAAUUGGUUUGUUUUUUACCUGAAGUAUCUCAUAUAUAUACCAUACCAAUCAGGAUAAUUUUCUUACUUCAGACAUUGUUUGUAAGGUUAUGUGUAUUUUAUCUAUAAACUACAGUUUAUUUUAUCAAGUUUUGUUAAAGAGGGUCAAGUGUUUUAAUGCUGGGAAUAUUUUUAUACAUACUUUAGUCAUAUACAGCUUAGUGUUUAUUAUAUAAUUAUUUUACAAGUCAAUCACUUUAAUUCUUUUAUAUGUAUUUGUAAUUGUAUUUUAUUGUACAUAUUUGGGAGAUUUUUGCUGUUUUUGAUUUUACACACCUUUUUGUUUUUAUGUAAUAUUAUGGGAAUAUGAAAGAUAAGGCCAUUUUUCAUCCUCAUUUCAUUUGCAUUCAUGGACAAAAAUCAACUUGUUCAUAAAAGUAAAUCAAAAUAACUAUCAUCUGAAGUAAAGGUUCUCCUUUCUCAUUGUAAAUAAUGAAUAUAUAGCACUGUUCAACAGUACUUUUAUAGCAGUAAUGAUUUGCACCGGAGGUCUUCCAGUAAAACUGAAAGUCGCCAUAUGACCUAUUUUUUCUGUGUUGGUGUGACGUAACUCCCCCACACUUCAAAAAAAAAGAAGAAAAAAAUAGCAAUAAUGAUAGGUUAGAUAUAGAUUAUAAGAAUCUUACACCGGCUGCCGGUACAGACCGGAAUAUGUAGCUCGAGGGUAACUGUUUACAGCAGUUAAGGAGGCUCUGCCGAGGCAUGUAUCAAUGACGUCAUUUAAAGCACGCGACUUGUCUUACAUGGGGGGUGUAAGACAGAGUUUUCCAGCACCGGUGUGAACGGUAGAUAAUCCUGUCUGAGAUGCAAGAAAAGGAUACAGUUAAUGACUUGUUUAGUGGUAUUUAGUAGAAUACAGGGAGGGAAUUAUCAGUGAGAUAUUUUCGUAUUGUUUAUUGUUUAUCAUAUGUUGUGAAGAUCUUUUCCAAUGAAUAAAUCUUGGUUGUACACCAGUAAUAAACUUUGAAGUGUGUUUAGAUAUACUAGAAUUACUGUCAAGUGCAUUGAAACUGAAGGUCAUUGGUCCAAACCCCAGUAAGGUCAUUUCUUUAAUUUCUAUAUUAUUACAGUUAACAUUAAUUAUUAAAAUGUAUCUCUCAAAAUAUUUUUAGAAAGAAAUAAGCGUUUUUGUUUUUUUUGGGUUUUUUUUUUUCAGUGAAUUUCAAUCAAAUGCAUCAUUACAUGAAGUACAUUUUAUGAUUUUUGUCCAAGCAGUCUUACAGAAUGAUUUUGAGAUGUAUGUGAUAAUUAUAUAUAUAUAUGACAGUGUUUUAGAAAUAGCUUUAAUAAAUCAUAUUACAAUUUUAUACAAAUAUUUUACCAUCUAUUAUAUCUGAUGUACUUUAUGUAUAGUAUUUUUAAUUGCUUUGAUUAAAAUAUAAAAGUCCCGUUUUAACUUCAAGUGAACACGUUCUUUAUUAUGUCACUUACAUUUUGAUGUAUCACAUUUUAAUUACAAAUUACAUUUUGUAUAGGUUAAUAAAUGAAUAUUUUAGGGUUUUUUUAUUCAGUUUGAAACAAGGUAAAGGUGCAAAAAUAAAGAUAUAAAAAGUUGUAUUUUAAGAUUGAAAUUUUAUACAUUACAUGUUAAGAGUCAUAGAGUAAUAUAUAACAAAAAAGAUUUUUGAAUUUUUCUGGCAGAGGUAUUGUGUAAUACCUUUUAUGUACUGAUAUUUAUACUGAAACAGUUUAUGAUAAUAUAAAUACUGUUUUUGAUCUAUUUGAAAUAAGUCAUUAAACCUAGUUAUUAGAAUGAUUAUUAUCUAUAAAUUAUAUUCUUUACAAAAAAUGUGAUCUACGCAAUGAUUUUGUCACUAUUAUGUUACUACUACGUAAUAAUUAUGACAUGUGUGUAAUAUUUUAUAUUUCUGAUUUUUUUUAUAUUAUUAAACUUGCAAGAUUCUUGCAUUAAAAUUUGUUUUGUUGUUGAUCUUUAUCAGGUUAACUUAGUACUGAAGAAAGUGUUCAUUCAAAAUUGACAAAAUCUCUACUUAAAACACUUUUAUUUUUAUUUGUCAUUUCAAACUUACUGUUUACAGAAUAUCACUCAUUUUGUUUCAAUCAUUAAAACUAGUAUUUGUAUUCACCUUAUUUUGCAAGACAUUCUUAAAACUUUUUAUUUUAUUGUCAAAUUGUCAAUCAUUUUAUCUUAAUUGUUCCUGGGCAUUCAUAAUGGUGACACGGCCAAUUUAUUCUAUGUGUCAUUAUAAUGCAUAAUGAUGUCAUGGUAAAUGAUUACACACAUGUAAUGAUGACACAUAUGCUAUGACGUCAUGUGUAAUGAUGACUUGUAUGUUAUAUGCCACUUAAUUAAUUUAACAUAGGUAAUAAUGACUCAUGUAUAAUGAUGUCAUACAUAAAUGAUGAUGUGUGUAAUGGUGGCAGGUGUUUUGAUGACAUUAAUCAUGUUAUGAUGAAAUUAUACUGGUAUUGCACCAUCAUCUCCUAUUUAAUAGGUAUAUGUAUAUUGGUGAAAUAAAAUAAGCACUUUCAUGUACAUUAUAAUAGAUAAAUGCCAACAUUAAACAGGAACAUUAAAUCUUGGUUGUGUUGUGUUUAAUUCAAUGACAAAUUAUGUUGUAUAAAUGAUUAAGUUUUGUGAUAAAGCAUGACUGUACACAAUAAUCAUCCAGAGGAUUUCAGAUCCCAUUUGCUGUUAAACUAAUGUAAUGAAAUCUAACUUGUUUUUAUGAGGAGAGAUGUGGCAUCCAAGGUGGCUGUUUGGAUCACGUGUUUAAGUUGUUAAAGUUCUACAUACAUAUUAAUAUGAUUAUGAGAUUUCGGUUAAGAGCAUCAAGCACAUAAUCAGUCAUGUGGUUCCAUGAUAAUGAGCAAUGUUGUUUCUAUUUAUAUAUGUAUAAUAAUCAAGUGAUUUAAUGUCAUAUAUAUUAUGUCUGCACAAUAAGUUUUGUGGUAAACACUGCAAGGUAAACACUGCAAGGUAAACACUGCAAAUUUCGGGGUAUUUUCUACACACUGUAUAAACACUUAUUUCUUAGCUUCUUUUAUCUACAGAUCAUGUAAUUUAAAGACUUAUUUACAUUUUGUGCCAUGUAAAACAUACCAAAAUAAAAGUGACAUGCCCAUCCAAUGUAUAUAGUGAGUGACCAGGUGAAAGUCUAUAUAACUAUAUAAGUAUACAUUUUGCCAUAAUUCCUUUCAUUUUAUGAUUUUACUUCCAUGACUGAUAAAUAACUUGCAUGCCCCAAAGAAAUUUCUGUAAACAUUCAUCGGAAUUUAGCUGUAACAUUCAAUUUUAUAAAGAGUGGGGCAGUCUUGUUAUAUUUUAGGCAGAUUUAUAUUAUAUCCUUAACAUUUUCCAAUAUCAACUUAUGGUCAGUCACCAUUAUUACAAAUAUAUAGUCAAUUAAGCUCAACUUUGCAAUGAAAAACUGAGCAUAAUGCCACCUUAGGAAAUAAUAUGUUCACCAUCAUUAAUGUCUAGAUUUAAACCUUGUUCAUUUUUAGUUUAUUCUGGUAAGACAAUUGUAUUGUUUGGGAAUUAAGUUAUGUACUUUAUACAAGUAAAUAUUGUAUUUGUUAAAUGGUAGGAACUUACUGAUGAUGGUCAUUGUAAGAUAUUUUGGAAUUAAAGUAUACAGAAUGAA
Messenger RNA from Ruditapes philippinarum (Manila clam), 6869 nucleotides. RefSeq names its product UDP-glucose 6-dehydrogenase-like. The coding region runs from base 135 to 1598 and encodes 487 amino acids. Gene Ontology annotation, molecular function: UDP-glucose 6-dehydrogenase activity; NAD binding. Gene Ontology annotation, biological process: glycosaminoglycan biosynthetic process. The record is from RefSeq and is a predicted model, not a curated record. Lineage: Eukaryota; Metazoa; Mollusca; Bivalvia; Venerida; Veneridae. Gene Ontology annotation, cellular component: cytosol; nucleus. The transcript is spliced from 13 exons.